Molecule: messenger RNA, 698 nt
Organism: Trichoplusia ni (cabbage looper)
Lineage: Eukaryota; Metazoa; Arthropoda; Insecta; Lepidoptera; Noctuidae
Exons: 2
Coding region: 120-686 (188 amino acids)
Source: RefSeq, a predicted model, not a curated record
UGUAUUUAGAAGUUAGUUUAAAAAUAAACGCUGCAAACAAUCACAGGAAAACGUCUUAAUAACUUUUAUAAUUACCUAAUACUGUACCUAUUUUUCUAAGUGUAGGUAUUAAUAAAAAAAUGCGUUUUAGAAGAAUUAUGCUUGCAUUUCAGUUACAAAAUUUAAUUCCAUCCAAUAAAUAUUUGUUCCAGUUCCAGUUGUUUUUGCCCGCUGGUAUAAUGAUGGCAAACAGUUUGUUUGGUGGUGCUGCUCAACUAAGGCCCUCAGCAAGAAAAGUGCAGCAUUUUUUGUUGCAAGUAUUCGCGAUUCUUUGCGGCAUCGGUGGUUCCGCACUCGUGUUUCUGUUUGGAUCAGCAGAAAAAAAACUUACAAUACAUUCAAUUACAGGUGCAGCAGGCGUUUUAUUGAUGGCUCUCACCAGUCUGAUUGGUCCAACGGUGUUCGUCACUGAUGACACCAAGUCGUUUGGGAAAUUCAAUAGGAAUGCACAUCUUGUUUUCGGCGUACCAGCGUUCUUGGUAUCGACAGCCUCGUUCAUGCUCGGAUUGAUGAAACCUAGUUUUGUUGAAUGGUCAAAGACCUUAGCAGUGAAAAAUUUCAAUUACAUUUUAAUGGCAUUAACAGGCAUCUACUCACUAUUGAUGUUGAACGCUAUGCAGUUGAGGUUAAGUUUGAGUGAACAAUGAAAACCAAUUAUA